GGAAUUAGCUAUUUACCUGCUGCAAAGGUGGGUCUCGGGGUUACAAUUCUUCCAGAGCUCGAUCAUCAAGGAUUUAUCGCGUGGGCUGCCUGGGAAACAUGUCUUAUUAGAGCAAAUCGUAGGGCAUUUAUCAGAGACCUCGAUAUAUUUUCACAAUGAAGAAGAGUAAUACCAUGCAAGGGACCCUCAGCAAGCUUUUUGGGAAGAAAAAUACAAACAAUAACUCGUUGUUUGCUGAUAACCCACCUUGGAUUCUGCCCCAGGGAGCCAAGAAAGGAUCUGACAGUUACAAAGAUGGAACGAUGCCCUCCUUUUCCUUUUUGGAUGAAUCGGGUACUGCAACUCUGAAAGCCCGACCUGGACCUCGUGCCAGACCAAUGCUUAAUUUCUCUACUAGUAACACAGAGACUCAAGCAUUAGCGGUGCCAACCCCAUCCGUUCCACCUGGAUUUUCUGAUAACCUUAUGGGAAAUGGGGCAAAAUUAAAUGGGAAUUACAGGAUGUACAGUUCUGUUGGAGAUUUGAGAGGAAGUCACUAUUAUGAAGAUAAUUUUGAUGAAGAUAUUCCAGCUCCACCCAAUAUGCCGCCACCUCCUCCUCCUACAAUGCCCCCACCUCCUCCACCACAGGAGAGCCCACCCUCAUCCACAAUAUCCUCUCCAGCUUCUCCAAGUCCACCGGACUUUAUACCACCCACACCAAAUACUUCUGUACCUACUGCACCUAAUUUUAAUGUUGCACCUGUACCCCCUACCAUUAUGUCACAUGGGGACCAGCAGCCUAAUGUCUCGAAAUGGAAAUCUGAAACUAUCCUUAAUACACUGCCGACUGAUGAGCCUGUGGGAUUGCCUAAUCGGUUUUCCUUAACUCCUACCCUUCUGCAUAAACAUGAGCAGCCAAACUAUGAUAUCGAACCCCGGUCUACUUUACCAAGGUCGUUUAAAAAUCCACCUCCUGCCCCAGCAAGGACAUCAUCUAUACAACAGCAAGAACAAAUGAUCCAUCAAAGAGACAUUAUGAGUAACCAUUAUGCCAAGGAACCUCCACUCUCACCAUUGGCAUCAAGCUUUAACCCUAAUGUCCAAGCCAAACUUUUUGCAACUACAGGGCAAGGACAGACACCUAUAAACGAUACAUUAAACAAGAGAAAAUCCAUGAUAAUAAUGGAAGGUCCACAAACAGUAAUUCAUAGCAUUGAUCAGAAUGUGGAAAGGACUUUCGGGACAGAAAGGGAGAAUGUCGAUUUUGGACCAUCAAAUGUGCAAACCAGUUUGAGUUUACCGGUUACACCUGUCAUUGGUCGUUUCAAGAGUGGCAAUGAGACAUUAAGUUUAGGAAAUGUUAAUGAAAUGCCUGCAUUCGAUGGUAGUGACCAUAAACAGCCCAACAAAAUAACACAGAAUAAAACUGAAAUAGCAUCGGUGGUUUCGGUAAAUGACCAGUCUAAAGGAGCAACAAGACGUCCCCAGAGCAGCAUAGAGUUCAAUAAAAUUAAGUUUAACAAAGAGGCAUACUCUACAGAUAAUUCAAAGCCCACUAUAAAGGUCAUCUCACUGAAACCUAUUUUAGACAAUUUUUCCAUAGCCAAUACAAAUGUAAGUGGUAAAAAAGAUUCUUUGACCAAAAAAGAUAUUAAUGCAUUUAAUAAAGAUUUGGAAAGUGUUGAGUGUGAUAUGAAAUCUGAGGCAAUUACACCACCACCUGUCACCUCUCCACCUCCACCACCAUCUACGGCUCCACCAAAUCCACCUUCAAUGCCUCCACCGCCUCCACCAACUGCACCCCCACCACUGCCGCCUAUGAUUCCACUGGCUGUACCACCAAAGACGCCACCUGCUCCUCCCCCUGCUCCUCCCUUACCUACCACGUCUCAUGUAUCACCUGUAGUUGAUAAAAACAAUGACUCUCCGACUUUUCCACCUGCACCACCAUUAAUGGUUCCCCCGCCUCCUCCACCAAAAGUACCUCCUGCACCACCUUUGCUGUUGCCUGCUUCUCAGACUUUGACUUCAGGACAAACUUCCCAGCUACCAUUACACAAGGCAUUACAGGCAAAAGAGGAGAGCCUCAAGCACCUAGCAAAAAAGGCGAAUACUAUUGAAAUUAGACCUGCUCAGUUGUCUGUUAAUGCUAAUAUUGAUGAUGAUCAAAAAAACAGAGUUGGCAAAAUCAAAGAAGAGUUGGAAGCCUUCUUGUCAUCACCAAAGAAAGACGACCAGAAAAUUGGUGGUCUUAAAAAUGUUCGACAAGGACUGGAAAUUAAAAACAAAAAUGCUAACAUAAAUGUGCUAUCAAAAGGUGGAGAUACCAAUCUGGUUAACUCCUUGAUGUUGAAAGUCCCACUCUUACCUGCUAAGCCUGAUAAAGAGGAUCCUGAUGCAGACAACUCUGAGUGGCUUCCUAAAAGUAGCAAAGUGGAUAUUAAGAUUCCUGAGCCAGACUAUUUGCCGACAAAACACACUCCGGAAGCUACUCAUAAAAAACAUCUUGUACAAGAUACUAAACCCAGUCUUCUUGAGCAUGUGCCUCCUUCACCACCAAAAGCUACAGAUAUAUCAAACAGAAUGAAUCCCAUCCCAUCAUACAAGUCACAUCAUGAAAGGAAGGCUUCUGCUGGCAGCUGGAACUUUGAUUUGCAGUCCUCAAAGCCAGACACAUUGCCAAGUUUAGAAAAAGAAAGCAUUUCCAAAUCUGAAAAAAUCCUCCUGUCCAAGGAUGAACCACCAGUAGAACAACCUACAAGUGUACUUGAACCCUCUGUAACAGAAGAUAAAAUUGAACCUGGGUCCCCUAUGGCAUUGCUCUUGGCAGCAAAGAGGCGUGCCCAAAAAGGUCCACGUUCUCGGUCUGUAGACCGUAGUAUUUUGCCUAAAGUUUUGGUUACAAGUCCAACAAACACCUUUGCCGUUGUGCCCAAACAGGAGAAUAAAGGGCAUAUUUCUCAGGAAGGUGGCUUGGGUGCCUUAAAUGACACCAAUAUUGCAUCCACGUAUUCUGGCAGUCUUCUGAACAAAUCAAGCUGGAGAGAUGAAGGAUUUCAGGUUACUAACCUUGACAGACCGGAAAAGCAUUCUCUGCUGUCCAGUGAUUACAACAGCUUGGAUAAUGAUGGGGCACAAUAUCCUAGAAGUAAAACUGCACCAAAAACAGACAGCAGUGAUAAUAACUGGAAGGCCAAAUCUGCCUAUCUACAAGAGGAACAGUUCACAAAUGAAAGUUCUAUUUCCACAAAUAAAUCACAUGAUAGUGGUAUACUUAACUUUAAUAUUUCAUCAUUCCCAUCUCCCACCCCACCCUUAAAAACAAAUGAAGACAUUGAAUUUGAAAUUAUUCCACCUCCAGCAGAAUUCAUGAACAGUCCAGGGCCAAAGGAGAAUGAACCACAAAAGCAAGAUAUGACAUUUAGUUAUAAUAAUAAUAAUACUCGUGACAAAGUAGACUUUGGAAUACAAAGCAAUGAGUAUAAUUAUACAACAAAUCAGACCACGGUUUCCCAAACAACAUCAGGCACCAGGGACUAUAACAGAUACGCAAAUGACAAUUACAGUACUGGAACCACUAGAGAUUCGCGCAGAAGCUCUCUAAUUAAGCAACGGUUAUAUAUGCCUGAACCAGAAGCCCCCAGAAAUUAUGGGAAAAAUCCAAGCUCUCUAAGAUCUGCACCCUUGCCAUUGUCAUAUAGUCAAAUGCAUUCUCACUCAAACUCCGCUAUGGCUGUAGACCCGCGUCGUCCUUUGGCUGCUACAUCCAGAUACCUUCCCCAGGGAAGGAGAGUCUCAUCUGAGAACCUAAAUAGAAUGGGAAUGAUGAAUGAUAUGAAAUACAAGCUUCAAAAUCAAGACUACUCUGCCAUCAAAACUACAGUCAGGCCGCAGAGUAACUCUCAAGGCAUGACCUUCACAGUCAGACCAGGCACAAGGCAGCCUAUUUCGAAUACUUAUCAAGGUGGCUACAUGUAAGGCUACAGUGCCCUCAAGGUUUCUGUGACAGAGCAACAGAAGAAGUUACCGAUGAUCGACACAUCUUUUAUACAAGGACAAGUUUCAUUCCUAAUCUGUUUACUUGGUUUUACCUUGACUUUGCUUAUUUCAUCAUCAUUUGUUGUUUGGAGUACAUUUUCACAAGUUUCCUAACAAG
Spea bombifrons (plains spadefoot toad) is the source of this 4137-nucleotide messenger RNA. RefSeq lists its product as uncharacterized. The record is from RefSeq and is a predicted model, not a curated record. Bases 156 to 3959 code for a protein of 1267 amino acids. The transcript has 5 exons. Lineage: Eukaryota; Metazoa; Chordata; Amphibia; Anura; Pelobatidae.